This is a messenger RNA of Anopheles funestus (African malaria mosquito), 2411 nucleotides long. RefSeq names its product NPC intracellular cholesterol transporter 2-like. The coding region runs from base 1854 to 2306 and encodes 150 amino acids. NCBI's taxonomy places the organism in Eukaryota, Metazoa, Arthropoda, Insecta, Diptera, Culicidae. The record is from RefSeq and is a predicted model, not a curated record. The transcript is spliced from 2 exons. Gene Ontology annotation, biological process: intracellular cholesterol transport.
UCCACGGCCGAUUCCCUAUGCCCGGCAACUACACGGGCCGUUUAGUUGAGCAAAUAUUUUAACGUAUCAGUUACAUCAGCUAAAUCUGGUGUGCAAACCGUACCGUGAUUCCAUUCACCGUUGGAUCUUCAGGCAUUGCUCCGUGCACCGUUCGGACGAACCUGCUGGUAAUUACCAUUAUCGUGUCCGAUUACACAACAGUUGCAGCACUACCUGGAAUUUGAACACGAAAGCCCAACGGCCAAACAAAUGUACAGCGUUUGUGUCGUUUGUUUUACGUGUGGUUUUUGGUGUGGAUGGUGAACGCUGUAGAAACAUUCUAGCAAAAACCAUCUUCGAUAUAGUAUCAAUUACACCGGUCUUGUAUAUCAUAGAUAUGCUUACGUACCGGAAUAAGAUUUCAUUAGAUCGUAAGUUGUUUAAAACACCUUGUGUACUAAAAUCUGAUUAGACGCGUAAAGGUGAUAGUGGCUUGUUAAUUGUCCUCAAAAAUCUGCGAAGAUAACUCUUAUUUCUGGAAACUAUAACCCAAUUUUGCCUCCAAACAGCGAAGGAGCCGAGUAAUAAUAGAACAAGGUUUUUUUUUUCUCCCGGGAGGUUAUCUGUGGAACACAUUCAUAGUUUAUCCUGUUUGGCUGAGUCUAAGAGGCAUAAUAUUUUGUUGGUACUCGCUCGUGAGCAUUAAGCACGUCUAUUGGGAAAACAUAGAUUAGCUGCAUUUAUACGCAAUCUAUCGCGGCAAAAACAAUUAUGACGAAGAACGUACACACGCAGAAGAAACGAAUAUUGAUAAAAAAAGGAGAUAACAAACAAAAGGAACAUAAUCAGCGAUUAUAUCAGGGGGCAGGUUAUACAAUGAUUGGCUGAAAUAAUAUUCCGAUGUCUCUUAUCGUAGAACACAACCGUGUGGCCCACAAAGUAAGGACGAUAAAACGGCUCAAGGAAGAAUGCGAUUACCGGGUAUGUUCAAUGACGCGUAACGACGGUUAAUCGAUAGGGAAAACGUUGAGAUGGUGUAAUGGAAGAAUUCCGAAUUGUGCUGUUGCCGUGUUGCUGUGUCGUGUGGAUAAGAUAAGCUAACUAUAACCUACAGCAACCGAAUCUUUGUUAUACAGUCACAAAAACGGUUAAUAUCAGUAAUCAAUUGCCCCCCAAACGAGAUGAUCUCCAGUGUUUACUGCCAAAAACAGGAUUAAUCCGUUUGGAAAUAUGACUUGAUGCACGUUUUUAAUUGUGUGCGAUAAGUAUUGCUCAAGGAAUGAGCAGGGAUUUCAAGCUCCUACUUAAAUUAAAUAAAAUUGUUGCUCUUCCACGAUCUAUUACUUAUGCAAACUAAGAUAAUGGAGCUUGAUUGUUUAAAAAGUAAAGUAAAAAUUGUAUUAUAAAACUACCAGUUUAUUUUCUUCACCAAGAAUAAUGUUCUGUAUACACAUAAUCUAAGCCUAGGUUGCCUAUAUCAGUCUUCCCUCACAAUCGUAAACAGUUCAUCGAAUACUUCAGCUGUACUUCGCCCAUCGAAUCAUUACGAUGCCAAAAGUAGCUAAGUCACGCUGUAUGCUUCUACUGGCAUAUCAUUGAAUCAUAUAUGCUCCACCGGAGGAAGUGGAAAGCACCCCACGCAAAAGCAUCUAAUCUUUCUGAUCUAAUGCUUUAAUCCCGGGAUGGAUGGACUGACGUUCAUAGAGGGUGAGUCCGGGUGAUAAAAUGUAUCGCCGCAGCGCGAUAAGAUACAAAAGUAUCAGUUGGCAAUUGGUUAUUUUGCUGUUAAAUAUCCUGCGCGUAACAACAAACGGAGCAGUACAGUGCGCAGUAAACUUUACCAGAGAUCUCGACGGUUGUGCCAGUGUUUGAAGAUGAAGACCAUUCUGUUCGUAGUUGCUUGCCUUCCAGCGUUUGCAUUCGGUCUUGCGGUGAGACCCUGUGCCAAUAAUGCGCCCAUUCCACAGGAUGUACGCGUGGUAGGCUGCACGGCAGAACCGUGCGUCAUUCCGAUUGGCGGUAUGGUCGAUAUGGACUGUGACUUCGUUUCGCCCCGUGCCACCCAAACUGUGCAGGCAACGCUCGACAUCUUUUUGGGAGAUUUCCGCGUACCGUACGAUCUGCCUGCUGCGCAGCAGAAUGCUUGCAACUUCUUCGAGGCCGGCAGCUGUCCGGUGACGGAGGGUGAGUUCAUCAACUACCAUUUGAACACACCGGCGGCCGCACCGUUCGCGGGCAUCACUGUCGAUCUGCAGCUUCAGCUGACUGACGACAAUGGGCAACCACUGUUCUGCUUCCGUUCGUCUGCCCAGAUCGUGGCCGUGUAAAACUAUUCUCUGUGGUGUGCGACAUUUGUAAUGGACAGUAAAAAACAAAAACGCAGCUAAUAAAAUGAUCUGUUGAAGGGGUUAGACGAAAUGUCCCUUAAUCAA